GGCACCGCGAUUGGAAGCGAAGAGCGGGGUUCCGUCUGCAACUGCGUUUGGAAGAAGUAGAAUCGGAAAAUGGUGGUAAGGAUUCGUCUAUCGCGGUUCGGAUGCAAGAACAAGCCAUUCUAUCGUGUCAUGGCUGCUGAUAGCAGAUCCCCCAGAGAUGGCAAGCACCUCGAAGUUCUCGGUUACUACAAUCCCUUACCAGGUCAAGAUGGUGGCAAAAGAAUGGGUCUCAACUUCGAUAGAGUCAAGUAUUGGCUUUCUGUUGGAGCUCAGCCUUCAGAGCCAGUGGAGCGUCUUCUAUUCCGGGCUGGUUUGUUGCCUCCACCACCAAUGGUGGCAAUGGGGCUAAAAGGUGGACCGCGUGAUAUGCGUCCGGUAGAUGCUUUAACUGGAUGUGUUCUGAAUCAAGAGAAGCCAGCCAGUGCCAGUAGCAAGGAUCAUGAGCAUGACACUCCUGGAAACCCUUAAAGUAAUGUUUUUUAAUUUUUGGAUGUUUUUUUUUUUUCUCCUUGUUUUGUUGAACUUUUUAUUCUAGAUAUAUCUUUAAAAUCUAUGAUGUUCCCAGUUGACUUUACUGAUCAAGUGAAUAGAAUAACCAUGGUAUGUUUGGAGAAGAUGGGUUCUUUUGCGGCAUUAUAGGUGUAUCAUCUAAACCAAGGGCUCGGCUCUCAUCAAGUUUUUAGGCCGUUAAAUUCCAUUAUUUUUUUGUUUUUUG
Molecule: messenger RNA, 715 nt
Organism: Abrus precatorius (Indian licorice)
Lineage: Eukaryota; Viridiplantae; Streptophyta; Magnoliopsida; Fabales; Fabaceae
Product: 30S ribosomal protein S16-2, chloroplastic/mitochondrial
Exons: 3
Coding region: 70-468 (132 amino acids)
Biological process (GO): mitochondrial translation
Cellular component (GO): ribosome; small ribosomal subunit
Molecular function (GO): structural constituent of ribosome
Source: RefSeq, a predicted model, not a curated record